Molecule: messenger RNA, 1692 nt
Organism: Pocillopora verrucosa
Lineage: Eukaryota; Metazoa; Cnidaria; Anthozoa; Scleractinia; Pocilloporidae
Source: RefSeq, a predicted model, not a curated record
AGCAUCAACAUUAACAUCUGACCUCAGUCGAGUUUGACAUUCAGAAGAGUAACUACGACUUGUACAAUGGCAGUUUUGGUGAAAACUUGUUGCUGCGGGUGCAGUCUACGAACAGGUGUUAUGAUUCUCGGAAUCUUCGGCCUAUGAUCAUCACACUGGGUUACGUUAACCUCGCAUUCAAAGUGAUCUCACUGUUGGUGAACCUGUUACUUCUGGGAUCAAGUUGCUCAGGUGACGCGCGCUUGGCAUUUCCUUGGCUUGGGUGGAGUAUGUUCGUGCUCUUCUUCAAUUUUGGAUUGAUCGCAUUUUUUAUUAUCGUCAUCAGAGGGUUUGCAUUCUUCUUGCUUCUCUACGGCAUUGAAUGGCUGCUGUCGAUCUACUUCAUCGUGGUGGUGUAUUCGUACAUCGAAGACCUUGGUCGAGAUCCAAUUCCACCUGGAAACAUUGAACAGGCGGAACCACCCCUUGGAAUGUCCACUGCUCAAUUUCCAUUAAAUGUAAUUUAUCCAUCGGGAACAAGUUCCACUUUUUCUUCCUCCUUUGACAGGCGGCAACCAAAGUCAAGUGGUUGGAAAUCGACCCACCCUGGUUUUGGAGGGGGGUCAGCAGAUGCCGGUGGGAGCUCAGGAGGUUGUGGAGGUGAUGGAGGUGGUAACUGACUCUCAUGAAGGACCAACUAAUUCGAAUUAAGGAAAAACAUUUUUUUUUCGGAUGACAGACUCGGAUUUAGGGGACGGUCAUUGUCUAUCGCCUCUGAGUGUGUGCGUGUGUGCGUGUGUGCGUGUGUGCAUGGGUGCGUGGGUGCGGGAGCGCGUAGGUGUGUGUGAGAGGACGGUGGGUAAAGGAGGUAUUGAAGGAUUUUGGUCGUGUCACAAUGAAAUUUACCUGAUUCCCUCCUCUACGGCUCAGUAUUGUUCUAAUGAUCCCUCAUUGGUAGUCAGUUCCGUGUAGUUGCCCCGUUACACUGUAUUGGGAAGACAUUACCCCCCCUCCCAUCCGUUGCCCCUGAAAACCAUUUGGCCGCGCCAAAAUCCUCCCAACUAAACCCCCACCCCGGCUACAAAUAAUGGCGGGAAUUUAUAUUCGUAGGAGUUGAUAUUGAAAUGUUAUUUGAAACAUUUUUACUUAAUACUAUAUACAUCGUCACGUUCAUUUUCAAAAUUAUUUUGGUAUUGUUCAGCUUAUAAUUAGUAGUAUAAUAGGAAUUCUAUUGAGGAUUUUGAUCGCCCAUACUAGAAUUCAAGUUAACGUGAAGUGAUUCGAAGAACUAGUUUCAGAGUUGAAGCUUAAAAAGAUAAUGUAGGUGUAUAUUUUAAAUGUAAAAUGGCCGAUAUUUUUUUUUUUUAAAUAAACAAAACUGUAUUGGAAACAAAACAAAAUAACAUGUAAACAUUGGUUUACGACAGUCAAUAAAAAAUAAUAAAGUAACAAAAUGUGUUUUAUAACCAUUAGACGUAGUUCAUACAAAAAGAAAAAAUAAGAAAAAGCAUGCAUCAAAGUAAAGGCCUGUCAGUUGCCACAUAUAUUUAAUAAGAUUUGCCACCAUUUCAAUACGGUACUGUUCGAAUAACUUGCUGAUGAAUGGCCGAUAUGGUUUAGGUUAAUUAACUGUUGUGAAUAAUAAAAUCGAUCAAAAAUGGAGUAUUUCAAAGUAUAUCGAGGAACAAUUUUGAUUAAUAAAAUGAAAACGAU